Molecule: messenger RNA, 3886 nt
Organism: Pogonomyrmex barbatus (red harvester ant)
Lineage: Eukaryota; Metazoa; Arthropoda; Insecta; Hymenoptera; Formicidae
Gene: trpl
Product: transient receptor potential-like
Biological process (GO): regulation of cytosolic calcium ion concentration; calcium ion transmembrane transport
Cellular component (GO): plasma membrane; cation channel complex
Molecular function (GO): inositol 1,4,5 trisphosphate binding; protein binding; store-operated calcium channel activity
Source: RefSeq, a predicted model, not a curated record
UUUUUUUCUUCGCGAGACACCGUCGUUUGGAAACUACGUAGAAUUUACAUCGUGGCCGCGUCGUCAUCGGUGUAUCGGUGAAAAAAAAAAAAAAAAAAUAAUAAUUCUGAUAAUUCUUGGUGUGCAAGAAGCUUGGAUUGGAGGUAAUUGUUGUUGAAUAGAAAAAUGAAUUAAACGCUUCAAGAUGAGCGACAUAAGGAACGAGAAGAACAUGGAGGCUACAGCCCAGGACGAUUAUGUCCUUCAUCUCCCACGUCCUCUCAGUAUUGAGGAAAAGAAGUACCUGUUGGCCGUGGAGAGAGGUGACUUGCCCAAUGUGAAGAGACUUCUGCAACUUGCAAAUAAGAGAAAAGAGCUAGAUGUAAAUUGCGUAGACAGUCUGGGUCGCGGUGCUCUUACACUGGCAAUAGAAGCGGAAAAUUUAGAAAUGGUUGAGUUGCUCGUCCUGAUGGGAGUCGAAACUAAGGACGCCCUGCUUCAUGCUAUUGAUCAGGAAUUCGUGGAAGCGGUUGAGUUACUGUUAGAACACGAGGAACUUCUUAUGGCAACUCAAGUGACCGAGAAUUCCGAGAAGCCGAUCAUACACAGUUGGCAGAAAGUUGAUCCAGCGUCGGCUCGAUAUCCGACGGAUAUGACACCCCUAGUGCUCGCGGCGCAACGCAAUAAUUAUGAAAUUUUGAAGCUUUUACUGGACAGAGGAGCCACCUUGCCAAUGCCUCACGACGUGAGGUGUGGCUGUGACGAUUGUCUUCAGGCAACUAUCGAUGACCCGUUAAGACUGUCAUCUACCAGGAUUAUUGUAAAUAGAUUCGCUGUUGAUUUGUUGCAACACGUCCGAACUACCACGGAACUAGACACCAUUCUAAAUUAUGAUCCCGAGGAAGAGAAUGCCGAACUCAGCAAACAACUAGCUCGACUGGAGCAGGCUAUUCAAUAUAAGCAAAAGAGAUUUGUCUCGCAUUCUCACGUCCAGCAACUUUUGGCAGCAAUAUGGUACGAAGGAGUUCCCGGAUUCCGAAGAAUGUCAACUUUGCAGAGAGUCGGCAUUCUUGCAAAGACGGCACUUCUAUUCCCAUUCUAUUGUAUCGUAUACUAUCUGAUGCCAGAGUCAAAGAUUGGGCGACUUAUGCGAAGACCUUUCAUGAAAUUCUUAGUUCAUGCGUCAUCUUACUUAUUCUUCUUGUUUGUACUCAUGCUGGUGUCUCAGCGUGCGGAAGUGGAAAUCGUUCGACUCCUGGGCACUCAGGAAAUGAAAAGAAACCUAGAGGCUUACUUGGCUCGGCAAAGAGGCGCGGCCCCGACUCCUUUGGAAGGUAUUGUCGUGCUAUAUGUUUUUGGAUUCGUAUGGGAGGAAACGAGAGAGGUUUACGUGGAUGGCUUGAAGGGAUAUUUACGGGAUAUGUGGAACUUUAUCGACUUUACCAGAAACACACUCUAUUUGGCGACCGGCGUUCUCAGACUGGCGGCUUAUCUUCAGCAGCGCGCCGAAAUACGAACGGAUCCAUCCGCCGCGCUGAUACCGAGAGAGAAUUGGGGUGACUUCGAUUCACAGCUGAUCGCGGAGGGUCUUUUCGCAGCUGCGAAUGUCUUCAGCGCCUUGAAACUCGUUCAUCUUUUCAGCAUCAAUCCGCAUCUGGGGCCGCUUCAGAUAUCAUUGGGCAGGAUGGUAAUCGACAUCGUGAAGUUCUUUUUCAUCUAUACCUUAGUGUUAUUUGCCUUCGCCUGCGGCUUGAACCAGUUACUGUGGUAUUUUGCGGAGCUGGAGAGGCAGAAAUGUUACAGCGGAAUGUUGGAUCCCUCGUGGGACGCCGGCAGUGAUGCCUGCUUAAGAUGGAGAAGAUUCAGCAAUCUGUUUGAAUCGUGUCAGAGUCUCUUCUGGGCCAGUUUCGGUAUGGUCGGCAUUGAAAGCUUCGAACUCACCGGAAUCAAGUCGUACACUCGAUUCUGGGGCCUGUUGAUGUUCGGAUCGUAUUCCGUGAUCAACGUGAUUGUCCUGCUAAAUUUAUUGAUAGCUAUGAUGAGCAACAGCUAUGCCGUUAUUGAGGAACAUUCCGACACGGAGUGGAAAUUCGCAAGAACGAAGUUAUGGAUGAGUUACUUCGAGGACAGCGGAACCCUUCCACCGCCCUUCAAUAUCUUCCCGCCGCCAAAAUUGCUUUUCCGAUUGUUCGGCCUGCGGAAGAAAACUAUCGGUAGACGCUGCAGUCAACGUCGACGUGCACGCGAAUACAAAUACGGAGCAGUCAUGAGAGCUUUGAUAUGGCGCUACGUUGUCAAUGCGCAUAGCGAGCACGAAAUGGAACCUGUCACCGAAGACGACGUCCACGAGCUCAAGACCGACUUGUCGUCCUGGAGAUGCGAACUUCUGGAUAUCCUGCAUAGAAACGGCAUGGACAUCGGUGACGUCGACAAAAAGGAAAAAACUGUACUGGGUAAGAAGAUGAAGAUCUGGGAAAGAAGACUCAUGAAAGACUUCCAAGUGGCAGGUCCGGUAAAUCCAGGUGAAGUUGAUCUGCAAGAAGAGACAGCUCUUCACGAAGCACGCGAAGACGAGAGCAAUAUCGAGAGAUGGAAAAGAAUCGCCAGAUUAGCCGUAUUAACAUCGGCCGAACAUCGUUGGCGUCAAGUCGUGAAAAACGCAGUUAAAAGCUCUCAAAUCGGCAAAAGCUGCAGCAAGGCGUCACUGCAGAGUCAGCAGAGUUUAAAGAGAGCUAUGGAGGAGGCGAAACGCCUGGCACAGAGGAGCCCGUUGCCAGCAGUUGUACCAGUCGAAUUGCCGGAAACUACCGCGGCGACGAUACUUCAUGUUCUGCACGAAAUUGUUGAGACCGACAAAGACGAUACAAAGACAUCUGGAUUUAAAAAAGACAGACCUUCGGAGCCAAUUAGAAAUGGUGUUGGAGCUCAACCGUCAAUUGAGUCAAUUUUACAGACUAGAUCCUCGGUAGAUUUCGUUGAUGAAGUGACGAAAGCCACUGCACCCUUAUUACCGCUUCGUUCAUCGCCACCACGAGUAAUCAAGAGGAAAGCACCUCUUCAACCUGUGCAAUCGUCAACAUCUGCUCAAUCUACUACUCAAUCUACUCAAUCCUCGAUUAUCGAUAACACUACUUUGCCAAUCAGUACAAUGUCCGUUACUACGAAUACUACAACACCCGUAAUUACUACUUCUGCCACUAUGAAGACUGCUACUAUCUCUACUACUUCUUCUACUGAUAUCAAACCCAGCGCUACUAUUACUACUGCAACUACUAUCACUACUACUACUACUAUUACUACUACUACUACUAUUGCUACUUCUACUACUAUGACUAAUACUGCCAAACCUAUUGCUACUUCUACUACUGCGAAAUCUACUGCUACUACUUCUGUUAUUACGAAAACUUCUAGCUCUUCCAUGGAGAAUCAAAGCAGACCUGCCGUCGCAUCCAUGGAUAUACCUUCGACUAUUAAAGAUGGAAGCAGUUCGAUCAGGGCACGGCCAAAAGUUUCAUACAGUCCUAAACUUCCAAGUAUUAUCCCAUCGUUAACGGUUACGAGUUCGGAUAGUGAUGACCGAGAAAAACUCGUAGGCAUUACACCGCGCAGUAAACCAUCGAGAGGAGGAUGGCUUUAAAACAGGAUGACAAAAGAGUUUAAUCAAUUUGAAAGGAUAUCUAUAAUAUUUUUAUAAUUAUAGUUAAUAUAAAAAUUUAUAUUUUUUUAAUUUUCAUAAUUUUUCUUUUUUAUAUUUCAUAUGUCGAUAAAAGUUUAAAGAUGUAAUUUCAAAUCUUCCUCAAAGUUUUAAAAUAACAACAUAAAAACUUGAUUUUAGAAAGUUUACAGAAAUUGUAAAAGCAUCUUCACCGAGUUACUUUAUUUAAAAAGAUACAGAGUUAUUAUAAAC